AUGGAUCCUGAAGCCCUUAAAAAAUACUCUGCAUUACACCCUAAACCUGCUGGACUCUCUCUUCAGUAUGGCACCGCUGGGUUUCGCACCAGGGCCGAGCAGCUUGAUCACGUCAUGUUCCGCAUGGGCUUGCUGGCAGUCCUCAGGUCCAGAGCCGUGGGAGCUACUAUUGGUGUCAUGGUUACAGCAUCUCACAAUCCUGAAGAAGAUAAUGGUGUAAAGCUGAUUGAUCCUCUUGGAGAAAUGCUGCACCCUUCCUGGGAAGAGUAUGCCACACAACUAGCAAAUGCAGAGGAGCAAGAAUUACAGCAAGUAAUAACAGAGAUCUGCCAAAAAGCAGCAGUGAACCAGCACAAAGAUGCUUCAGUUUUUGUUGGUAGAGACACCAGGCCAAGCAGCGAGAAACUUUCACAGUCAGUAAUAGAUGGUAUCUCUGUUCUAGGUGGUCAGUACCAUGAUUAUGGUCUGGUGACUACGCCGCAGCUACAUUACAUGGUCUGCUGUCAAAACACCCAAGGGCAGUAUGGGAAAGCAACGCUGGAAGGUUAUUAUGAAAAACUCUCCAAGGCUUUUACAGAACUGAUAAAACAGUGUCCCAGCUCUGGAGAGAGUCAGAGGCGCCUGAAGAUUGACUGUGCCAAUGGAAUAGGAGCUCUGAAACUGUCAGAAAUGAAGCCCUACUUUCCAAAGGAGGUCCUAAUUCACCUGUAUAAUGAUGGAACCAAGGAGAAACUCAAUCACUUAUGUGGUGCAGAUUUUGUGAAAGUUCACCAGGAACCUCCUAGAGGAAUAGACAUGAAGCCCAAUGAGAGAUGCUGCUCCUUUGAUGGUGAUGCAGAUAGAAUUGUUUAUUACUAUAAGGAUGCAGCUGGCCGUUUUCACCUAAUCGAUGGAGAUAAAAUAGCAACUUUAAUUAGUAUCUUCCUUAAAGAACUUCUUGGCAAGGUGGAGCAGCCUUUAAAGAUGGCAGUGGUGCAAACAGCAUAUGCCAAUGGGAGUUCAACACGCUACCUUGAGGAAACACUAAAGGUACCUGUGCACUGUGUCAAAACAGGAGUGAAGCACUUGCAUCACAAGGCCCAGGAGUUUGAUGUUGGUGUUUACUUUGAGGCAAAUGGGCACGGUACAGUGUUAUUUAGCAAAGCUGCUGAAAGUAAAAUAAGACAACUGGCAAGAGAGGAGAAAGACGACAAAAAAAGAGAAGCAGCAAAGGUGCUUGAACACAUGAUUGACCUAAUUAAUCAGACAGUUGGUGAUGCUAUCUCAGACAUGUUAGUGAUUGAAGCAAUCCUGGCUUUGAAAGGUCUGACUGUGCAACAGUGGGAUGCCAUCUACACUGACCUUCCCAAUCGGCUGCUCAAGGUUCAGGUGGCCGACAGGCGAGUGAUUGCCACGGGGGACGCGGAGCGGCGCGCGCUGACCCCCGCGGGGCUGCAGGAGGAGCUCGACGGGCUGGUGGGGAAGUACAGGCUGGCACGGGCCUUCGUCCGCCCCUCGGGAACGGAGGACGUCGUCAGGGUCUACGCUGAAGCGGACGCGCAGGGCAGAGAGAACGCAGAUGCCCUUGCCCAUGAAGUAAGCCUGGCUGUUUACAACCUCGCUGGUGGAAAAGGAGCACCACCCCAGCCUAUCUAA
Messenger RNA from Merops nubicus (carmine bee-eater), 1635 nucleotides. RefSeq names its product phosphoglucomutase 3 (gene PGM3). Bases 1 to 1635 code for a protein of 544 amino acids. Gene Ontology annotation, molecular function: phosphoacetylglucosamine mutase activity; magnesium ion binding. The record is from RefSeq and is a predicted model, not a curated record. NCBI's taxonomy places the organism in Eukaryota, Metazoa, Chordata, Aves, Coraciiformes, Meropidae. The transcript is spliced from 12 exons. Gene Ontology annotation, biological process: hemopoiesis; UDP-N-acetylglucosamine biosynthetic process; carbohydrate metabolic process.